AUGCAUGUUCAACAGCAGGUCGUAAAGUUCGACGAAUUGUCGGAAUUUCAAUGGCAAGUUGCUACACAAGCAUUUAACUGGGCUUCGCGAAGUUUGGAAGAGAAAGCCCAAAUGUUUCUAUGCCAUCAUAAUUGGCGGCACUUCUACAUACAACUAUGUAGCGACACGGCCUGGAAAUUGGUUAUGCAGCACAGGAAAAGCAAUAAGAUGCUUGCAACUAUGAUAUUGGACUAUCUCGAUGACAAUGACAUUAGGAUUUUCUUAAAUCAGGAAACGAGGCCUAAGUACCUCAGCAUUUUGCAUUUAAUGACAGUCGAACGCAUAACCGUUGCAGCUGAGAAUGCAACAGAGGAAAAGCGACGCAAUCUUCUCCAGGGGUUUGAUAAGAAAGGGGAAGUGCUAGAGAAACUUACAGGAAGUCAAAUACGUCGCAGGUCGAAGCUUGACAACUCGAAGAGUCACAAAUCCGAACAGCCAAACAUAUACAUCGCAACAAGAGACUUCAUGUCGACCUUAGCUGAGUCCGCGAGAAGGUGCAGCUAUUGUUUGGAAGACUAUAGUGAUUUAUCAAGUUUUAUUUUCCGAUGCCCUGCACAUACGGUACAUCAGAGCCGAUGUUCUGGCAAAGGCGACACACCUUGUCCAGCUUGUUGGAAUUAUUCUAGUGUUUGA
Messenger RNA from Pochonia chlamydosporia 170, 672 nucleotides. RefSeq lists its product as hypothetical. The record is from RefSeq and is a predicted model, not a curated record. Bases 1 to 672 code for a protein of 223 amino acids. The transcript has a single exon. NCBI's taxonomy places the organism in Eukaryota, Fungi, Ascomycota, Sordariomycetes, Hypocreales, Clavicipitaceae.